Fonsecaea multimorphosa CBS 102226 is the source of this 1719-nucleotide messenger RNA. RefSeq lists its product as uncharacterized. Gene Ontology annotation, biological process: transmembrane transport. Bases 1 to 1719 code for a protein of 572 amino acids. The transcript is spliced from 3 exons. Gene Ontology annotation, molecular function: transmembrane transporter activity. The record is from RefSeq and is a predicted model, not a curated record. NCBI's taxonomy places the organism in Eukaryota, Fungi, Ascomycota, Eurotiomycetes, Chaetothyriales, Herpotrichiellaceae.
AUGCUGAACCCUCUCAUCAAGCGGUCCCCGAGCGAACGCGGGCCCAAACAUGUCGACAGUGGUUUUCCGUACAGGCAAUUGGGCGUCUUGGCAAUAUGUCGCCUAUGCGAACCAAUCGCCUUCAUGUCGAUAUUCCCUUAUGCAUACCGCAUGAUUGAAUCGUUCAACAUCACCCAAGAUGAGUCGCAGAUUUCGGUCUAUGCAGGAAUGCUCAUUACGGCCUUUGCCUUUGCCGAGUUUUCUUCCGGAGUGGUUUGGGGCCAAGUUAGCGACCACGUCGGCCGCAAACCUGUCUUGAUCAUGGGUCUUGCUGGAACCGCCUUAAGCAUGAUAUGCUUUGGGUUUUCGCGCAAUUUGUCCAGCGCCAUUCUCGCCAGAGCCCUCGGUGGGAUCCUGAACGGCAAUGUGGGAGUGCUUCAGACCACUGUUGCAGAGCUCGUGACGAAAAAGGAACAUCAGCCUCGCGCAUAUUCCAUCAUGCCAGUGGUUUGGAGUAUUGGCUCCAUCAUUGGUCCCUCCAUAGGCGGUGCCCUGGCCAUGCCAUGCGAAUCCCUUGGGUUCCGUCGAGGCGGCCUGUUCGACAAGUUCCCGUUUUUGUUGCCCAAUCUUGUCUGUGUUGCGGUGCUCCUCUGCGGUAUCGCGGUUGGCGUCCUGUUUCUCGAAGAAACACAUACCGAGAAAAAGGACCCCCGUGACCUCGGCCCCGUGUUGGUCACCGCGCUCGCCGAACGCUCGGGGUUUGACAAGCUCCUCGCACUGCGUGGUAAAUUGGGCUUUCCUUCAGGAAACCACACGGACCCCUUCGACCAUCGCGGUCCACCUCCGGGUUACCGGAGUACGGAAAGCUCGCCAUUGCUGCGCUCAGCGUCAACGGAAGAGCUGGACCUGGAGAUGCUGCGGGAGAAAGAGAUACGCAGCGUGGUCAAGCCCUUCAAUAGGCAGGUGAAACUGAUCAUCUUCGCAUAUGCCAUUCUUGCCUACCACAGCGUUUCCUUCGACGCCUUGAUGCCCACCUUUCUGAGCGAAGAACGCAUGCAGACGAAGCCCGUACUUCCCUUCCGAUUCUCUGGAGGUUUCGGCAUGAGCACGCGAGCCAUCGGUUUCAUGAUGGCGGUGCAGGGCGUUUAUUCAAUCUUUGCGCAAUUCUUCAUCUUCCCCUACAUGGCCCGCCGCCUUGGCCCUCUCCAUGCGUCUCGGCUAGCGAUGACCAUCUGGCCUGUACUGUACUUUGCAGUGCCAUAUCUUGUGCUUAUUCCGGAACGUUUCCAGAGAACGGGCAUCUACGCCGCUCUUCUGACCAAAAUCACGUUCCAAGCGAUAUCAUUUCCUUCGAAUGCAAUUCUUCUUGCUAAUGCAGUCCCCUCCAAAAAGGUUCUCGGAAGAGUCAACGGCACUGCUGCAUCGAUGGCGUGCUUGGCUCGAGCCGGUGGGCCCAUUGUGACGGGCUUGGUACACACAGCUGGACUGAAACUUGGUUGCAGCGGUUUGGCGUGGUGGGCAGGCGGACUUGUCUGCGCCGCAGGAGCUCUGGAAAGCUACUGGGUGGAAGACCCCGAUGGACGCUCGGAUCGUCCUUCGAGCGAAGGAGAAGAACGCACCUGCGAGCCGAUAAUGCACCCUUCUGUUGUCGAAGGUGACGAAUGCGUCUCGCCUCGCAAUGAACGGUUGGCUUUCAUCGACGACCUGGAUCUUGCCGAGACCACACCGGAGAAGGCAUGA